Dendronephthya gigantea is the source of this 666-nucleotide messenger RNA. RefSeq lists its product as uncharacterized. The transcript has 3 exons. NCBI's taxonomy places the organism in Eukaryota, Metazoa, Cnidaria, Anthozoa, Malacalcyonacea, Nephtheidae. The coding region runs from base 1 to 666 and encodes 221 amino acids. The record is from RefSeq and is a predicted model, not a curated record.
AUGUCUGAUGAGGACUCAGAAUUGAAUUAUUCAUAUGAUGGAUCUUUUCAUGGUGAUAAUAGUGAAGCAAACAGCGUAAGUGACUGUGAGGAAUACGCUUUUGAGGGUAAUUUUUUGCCCUACCAAGACGAGCCAUUGGCUAGCACUGAGGAUGAAGGCAGCGACGAAGAACACCACGACGAGGAUGGAAUUUCACGGGAUGUUUUGGAGCAACGCUACGAAAGACAAAUUCCAAUAGAACAGUGGUGUACCUGUGGUGGUUGUGAGGACUCCCUUCUUGUUGGUUCGAGAGAAUUUCGUUGUUGCAAGGAAAUACUUGAAGCUACAGGAAAAUUUACUUUCGAGGGAAUGAAUGCUGCAUGUAUUUUGAGCCACCAUGACUUUGGUCCACUGACUAAUAAGACAGUUUUGCUGCAAGUUGGACCUUUACUGAGAGACAAAAGUGGGAAACGCUACACGAAAUAUGGUCAUACAGAAAAUGAAUUUCUGCGAGCUGUUGCCUACAGAUGGCUAGCCAGAUGGUUGUUUGGUGAAAUGGGAUGGGAAAACACUAGACCUCUUUCUGCCUGCAUAUAUCACAACAUAAGGAAGACAUUCCCAACAAGCAGCUCUGUCGGGUAUUCGUCUGGUAAAGAAAGAGCCACAGAACAGGACAUUGAUGAGUAA